AAAUUGAGAAAGUGAAACUUAACUCAGGUCUUUGGGGCGAGGGAGCCAUGGCUGUUGCUGAGCGUCCCGUCCAGAAUCUUUGCGAUGAAGCCACUUGCUCCAUCUGCCUGGAAUAUUUUAAGGAUCCAGUGAUCAUCGCAGAGUGUGCGCACAAUUUCUGCCGAUCCUGCUUGAUCCAGUGCUGGGGAGAAUCGGAGGCAGAGGCUUCCUGCCCUCAGUGCAGAGAAAGAGUCCAGAGAAGGAGCCUCAUCCCCAACAGGCAAUUGGCUAAUGUGGUAGAAAUAGCCAAGAAUCUCAGCCUUCAAGAGGGAAAGCAGGAAGGAGGGAAAGGAAAAGUCUGUGUGAAGCACCAGGAGCUCCUGAAACUCUUCUGCAAAGUCCACGAAGCCCCCAUCUGCGUGGUGUGUGACAGAUCAAAGGAACAUGAAAAUCACGAGGUGAUUCCUCUGGAGGAGGCUUUUGAGGAAUACAAGGGAGACAUCUGUCACCACCAGAAGAUUCUGAGGAAAGAGAGAGAGGAAAUCCUGGCCUAUCAAGCAAACCUGGACAAGGAAAGCAAAGAACUCCUUAAAUUAACAGAAACGGAGAGGUUGAAGACUGUGGAGAAGUUCAGAGAACUGCGCCAGUUCCUGGAAGAAGAAGAAAAGCGCCUGCUGACUCAUGUGGAAGAGGUGGAGAAGGAGAUUGCAGGGAGAAGGGAUGAGCAGCUGGCCAGACUCUCCAGGAAACUCUCCUCUCUUGAGAAGAUCAUCCCGGAGAUGGAGGAAAAGUGUCAGCAGCCAGCAAGUGAACUCCUGCAGGAUGUGAGAAGCACCUUGCAGAGGUAUGAGAAAAGAGAGAGUCCAGAGAAGCCACUUGCUUUCCCUCCAGAACUGAGGAACAGGAUCUUGGAAUCCUGUGAUCUAAAUCACCUUGUGGAAGAUGCAAUGAAACAAUUGCAGGAUGCUCUGUUACACAGAAAACAGAUUCAGAAAGAUGUUCAGUCAUUCAGAAAUCUUCACAGAGCAAAUGUGACUCUGGAUCCAGACACAGCCCAUCCCAUCCUCAUCCUGUCAGAGGAUCAGAAAAGCGUGAGAAGGGGAGACAAAGAGCAAGUCCUGCCCAAUAAUCUUGAGAGAUUCAACAACUGGUCCUGUGUGUUGGGAAGUGAGGGAUUCACAGCAGGCAGACAUUUCUGGGAAGUCAAUGUGGAAAGUGGGGAAGGGUGGGAUGUAGGGGUUGCCAGGAAGACAGUGAGGAGAAAGGGCAGCUUCUCCUUAAACCCUGAGGGAGGGAUCUGGGCUGUGGGGAAGUCUGCAGGCAAGUACUGGGCCUUGACCUUCCCUGACUCUCCUCUGUCCCUGAGUGAGGAUCCCAGGAGGAUCCGGGUGACUCUGGACUAUGAAGGGGGACGUGUGUCUUUUUCUGACGCUGACUCAGGAGCCGAACUCUACACGUUCUCAGGAGCCUCGUUCUCUGGAGAGACCCUCCUCCCUUUCUUUGCUCUGCAGGGAAGUUUGCGGGGAAGGAAAGCCCACCUCAGUAUCUCCUGAGGAGACUAAAUCUGCCUCUCAGGCCCAGCAAGAGUUUAUCUCCAGACAAGAGUGACCGAUAUAAAAAACAUUUACAUGCCAAGACCACGUUGGACAGUUUUUCAAGGGGACCUUUGAGAGGAUUCAUUCCAGUCAAAAUCAGCAGAAAUAACAAAACAAAAUGGGUUGCUCUUACUUUGCAUGUCCCUUUCCCCAGAAUUCCCUCUGCAGCUUACUUCCUAUAGAGACAGUUACACUUUUAUGAGUCCUAAUAAAUUUCCUCACCUUCAAACUUGUUUUCCUUUUGAGAUGUCUGAUUUGGCAGAGCAUGAGACUUAAUCCCAGGGUUGUGGGUUUGAGCCCCACGUUCGGCAAAUGUUUCCUGCACUGCGGGGGGUGGGACUAGGUGACCCUCAGGACCCCUCACAACUCUGCAAUUCUAGGAAACCUUCCUCUCCCCACAAUACCCUAUGCACAUAGCUGCCAAGUUAUCCCUUUUUAAAAGGGAUUUCCCCUUAUGCUGAAUAGGCUUCCUCGCGAGAAAAUGGAAAACUUGGCAGCUAUGCCCUAUGCAGCUAUGAAAACGCAUGCAUCAUUGGAUUAACAGAGGACUAAAAAAUGAACCCCUUCACCCACGUCAGGCAGGAUAGCUCCUUGCUCUGGAAACCUUAGAUAGGAAGAAAAUGUAAAAGAAAGUGCUUGUGCACUUAUGUAUGCCUUGACAGACUUGGUAUGUGUUAAAUCGUCAAGAGUGCCAUUCAGGUACCCAUCAUUUCUUAAGCUGUGGCUAUGCAACUCUGGAAAUUUCGUUUGCAGUCUUGCCCAUUCCAUCACGCCCCUGAAUUUGCCAAAGAACUCCAGCCUUUACAACUUGUCUGCAAAAGUUACUAGUCCUCAUCAGAGGGAGAAAGAAUAACCUGUCCAAGCAGACCUGUGUUAGCCACGCAGUACCAAUGGCCUAGAUUGUGGGGUUUGGGGGGAUAUCUCUUCUAAUUUUACAAAAGCUUCUCUGUCUAUUUACCCCAGGCAAGUAAUUAUUUCUUUAUCCUUCCUUAGUUUACACCCUAUUGAAUCUGCUCACGUACAUUGGACUAUGAACUCUGUCUGGCUCAUAGGGGAUGCUGCAGUCACUCCACCAGGAACCAUUUUCUGGCAUCUAAAAUAUAUUUAUGUGCAAUGCAUGAAUACCUCUAUAGAUUUUCUGCAUCUUUUGGUCGAGUGUGUGUCUGUGUUUUAUUUUAUUUUAGCAGCUGGUCCCUGUAAAGUCCCUUGAUGCCCAUGUUUAAUGGAUAUCCAUGAAUGCUUCUCUCCAGGAGAGAAAAUCUGGACCUUUUCCUUUUCUUGCUUUGAUAACAAUGCUUUAUAUUGCAUUGCCUUCUUAACCAAACCGAUGCCAUCUAGUUUGCACCAAGAGAUUCCGUUCUGAGGCCGUGAAGUUCUGUUUACAAAAGGAGGCCAUUGGUUUGAGGGAAGGGAUCAGCCAUUGCUUCUUCAAGCCUUAAGUCAUUUUCUGUUCGAUUUCCGGCGGGUCGAAUCCAGGCAGAACAAUGGCACGAGAGCUGCCACACACCUGUUGUCCAGCUGAUCUUCCUUGUUGUUGUUUGUUGUUGUUUAGUCGUUUAGUCGUGUCCGACUCUUCGUGACCCCAUGGACCAUAGCACGCCAGGCACUCCUGUCUUGCACUGCCUCCUGCAGUUUGGUCAAACUCAUGUUCGUAGCUUCGAGAACACUGUCCAACCAUCUUGUCCUCUGUCGUCCCCUUCUCCUAGUGCCCUCAAUCCUUACCUUUAUUAUUAAUCCCACUUCGUCGCCCCCAGAACGAAAAAUAUAUGCUUGAUGUUCCUCCAAAUCUGCAUGGUUAAUUAAGCCAUUGAAUUCAUGGGAGGGGAGGGAUUCUCUCAGGAUUGACUAAAUGCCAUGGGGGCUUUGAUGCCACAUGGCCACCUGCCACGGAUGCUUUCACUGAGAUUCCUGCCAAGCAGGAAACACCAUCAAAGCAUUCCUGACAGAUGGCUGUCAAGCCUCCGCUUAAAGACCUCUAAAGAAGGAGACUCCACCACACCCCUUGGCAGCAAAUUCCACUGCCGAACAGCUCUUACUGUCAGAAAGUUCUUCCUAAUGCUUAGGUGGAAUCU
This is a messenger RNA of Zootoca vivipara (common lizard), 3646 nucleotides long. RefSeq names its product zinc finger protein RFP-like. Gene Ontology annotation, molecular function: protein binding; zinc ion binding. Lineage: Eukaryota; Metazoa; Chordata; Lepidosauria; Squamata; Lacertidae. The record is from RefSeq and is a predicted model, not a curated record.